Molecule: messenger RNA, 2210 nt
Organism: Anopheles moucheti
Lineage: Eukaryota; Metazoa; Arthropoda; Insecta; Diptera; Culicidae
Exons: 6
Coding region: 10-1893 (627 amino acids)
Source: RefSeq, a predicted model, not a curated record
AGUAGCAUCAUGGGAAAGCUUAAUAAAAUCAUAGUAACAAAGUAUUUUAGAAGUGGCAAAAACAUGAAACCACAAGGUCUUCUAACAGACAAAGAAUAUAAGAUCGUGAAGAAUGUCAAACUAAGCGAUUUACUCAGCACGGUAAGCAGCCCGGUAGCGCUAAAUCAGAUUUGCGAAGGGGAAAAACUGCAGACGGCUGAAUUUUAUAAACAAAAAGAAAAAAGAUAUAAACGGGAUGUCUUGAAACUGAACCGCAAACCUAUGAAGGGUUCUGGGCGGCCGCGUACUGUUAGACAAGUGGUACCUUCUCAGAAUAAUCAAACAGUUAUCGUUGAUAUUCCGCCUUCGGAUCAGCUUAUCGCUACUGAAGAUGCGAUGGGGCCAACCAGAUCAAACGAAUCACACGGACCACUGAACGAUCCCUAUCAGUUGCCUGAAGAAAUAGGACCCAUACCUAUCGUAAUGCUACCAGAAGAUGAAAACUUUGGCAGUAACGAUGUGGAUGGUGCGCGGGAUUUUUUGCAGCUAUGCACCGGUGAGGAGAUGCCACCAAUGUCGAUAAGAGAGACGAUGACGCGGGACAUGUUGCUUGCACAGCUGCCGAGCAUUCGUUUACGUCCAUCGCCUGCUGACAACUUUCAGGAGCUUGACUUGGCCUUGUUUAAGAGACCGUUGGGCACACAAGAAUCAACUGUUGCCGUUCCUCUGAACACAGCGGUUAAAUCGAUUCCAGCGACUGUUGCAACGGUCCCAACGGAAGUUCAACCGGGUCCAUCGGGAGAGAAUUCUGAACCAUCAUGUUCAAGGGUGUCAGCCACAGCAGCAGCAGUAGAAAGUACUUCAUCUUCAGAACUGUUAGAGACACCUGCACCUCGUCGAAGACGUAUAAAGCAAGAGAGCUCUUUUACGGAACGUCUAAAACCGUUCGAUAUGACCGUUCCAAUGCCAAAGGCGAGACAAAAUUUCGAUAUUUUUAGCGUUCCAUGUCCUGCGAACUGGAACAAAGCGAUAAAGGAUGUACAGAAGCAAUUGUCCGAUAGGUACAAGCAGCAUAAAUUGCGCGAACUUACAGACAUGCCAGCACCGGCAGCACAGAAAAUUAAUUCAGGCUUCCAACAAACGCAGGACGGGUUGACUAGUCGUCUACCUACAAUGAGCGUGACUGAAACAUCAAAUUUGGUUACGAUCAACCAACUGGGCGAUGAACAGCCAAACGUGCGAUCGAUUCAGCAAGAUACGUUAAUUCCCCCAAUCGAACUGGAGGUAUUGGGUUCAAUUGACGGAAAGUUGACAGAAGUGUUGGAUAAUUUCCAUUUGACGUCAGUUACGGAUGGGACGUUCACCGGCCAAGAAAAGACAGCGACGGAACAGCUAGCACCUGCAGAAAAUAUUCCAUCGGUAUUAAAGGAAUCAUUAAAAGAUAAGGACCCACAACCUGUAGCUGAAACGGACUCACGACCGGAGAAGAAAAUUAAACUAAGAAAUUGUAACAAGAAAUCGAAGCAACAAAAAGCACAUCAAAACGAAAACGAUCCCAUGCCGGAUGUGAGUUCCGUGCUGUUUAAUCAGGCACAGGAGCUUGGUACAAUUGCGGACAAUGAGGAAACUGUAGAGGAGAUGUUACCAAUUGAUCCAAUGAUCGUCGAUAUAUUGCUCACAGUACAGAGCGCAAUGAAUAAUGAGGGGCAACUCGGACAUCCAAUUUCAAUUCAACGCUUACUACAGUUGUUGCAGAUAAACUCUCCUAUGGGCGCUGCAAAAGUAUUCAAAAACAUUCUACUACUGAAGCACGCUGAUCUGUUGACGGUUGAGACUAACGCUGACCUUACCAUUCGUAGCGUUAGUUGUAAGUUGCCCCAGGUGGAUGUUUCUGAUGGUAUAAUUAAUAAUUAACUAUAGUUAUCCCCGUUUGAGGUAUAAUUUUUCGUUAAAUGAAUAACUUUAAAACGACAAAACAAACAUAAUAUUUACAUACUAUUAUGAAUUAUCAUAACUCGAUGGAACGUUGGUUCGCAAUGCAAUUGAUUACAUUUUUAGUUUAAUGAGUUUAAUAUUUAUCGACACUGUUUACAAGAUCCAUUAGUGAAAUAUUUAAUUGCAAAAUCAUGAUUACUAUUUAUAAAUGUAUUAUUUCCUUUAAUUAAUUAUAACCUUAUAUGUAACAGAAUGCAAUUGUAUUGUAUGAAUUGUAACAAUUUGUUGACAAAUAA